CCCUGAGCCUGUGCGCGGCGCAGAGCAGCUGUGGACGCGGCGCAGCGCAGUGGUCGUGACUCGAUCUGGACGCACACACGGUGACACGUGGAUCCUCGCGGGCGGGAGCACCGACCGGCGACCGGCGACCGGCUGGAUUCGCUGUGCGCGCCGACGCAUGGGUGUGUGUCGCCGCGCGCGCCCGCUCACGUCUUUCCUUUCUCGCUCCGGGUCCCGGCAAUGCGCCCCGGAGAGGAAACGGGCUUCGCAGAGACAUCCGGGACAACGCAUCCAUGCGCCAGGGCCACUCCGCAUCCCGACAUGCGCCUGACAACACAAAGCCCGGCGUCAAGGAGCUCCGUUAACAAACCGCACAUGCGAGUCGGCAUGGGCGCGUCGACGCGGUUAUCUCGCCGUCGCCUGUUCUGCGGAUUGUGCGACGAGACAAUCGGAACGAUCGAGUAGGACUUGAUUGACACCCAACCCGACAAUAUGGCUGAUCAGAGCAACAUCCAGUCCGCCGCCUCCAAGAGUAUCCGGCCCUUUAAAUCCAGUGAAGAAUACCUGUAUGCCAUGAAGGAGGAUCUGGCCGAGUGGCUGAAAACCCUGUACGACCUCGAAAUCAGCGCGGACACCUUCAUGGACGGGCUGGAGACGGGCUGUGCCCUCUGUCGGCACGCCAACAACGUGAACCGCGCCGCGCAGGACUUCCAGCUGGAGUACCCGGAGGCUGCGCAGUCCAUGAAAGUGCCGUCCAAAGAUGUGGUCUUUCAGUCGCGCAACGUCGUGCAAGGCUCGUUCUUGGCGCGGGAUAAUGUGUCCAACUUCAUCGGCUGGUGCCGGCAGGAGCUCUGGAUCAAGGACGUGCUCAUGUUUGAGACCAACGACUUGGUGGAAAGGUGCAACGAGAAGAAUUUCGUCCUGUGCCUCCUGGAGGUGGCGCGACGCGGCUCCAAGUUCGGCAUGUUGGCCCCCAUGCUGAUCCAGCUGGAGGAGGAGAUCGAAGAGGAGAUCCGGGACCAGGAGAGCCUGCGCGUCGACGCACGGGAGCCCGCCGAGCAGAGCGCGCCCAGCAGAUGCUCCGGUCGCAAGGAGAGCAGCCACAGUGUGGAGGAGGAGGAGGAGGAUGGAGAGGAAGAGGAACCCGAUCCGGAGCCGUUCAUCUGGCAGCAGAAGAGAGUUUUAUGUGACAUGCGAAAUUUGGACGAGUUGGUGCGUGAGAUUCUGGGCCGUUGUUCCUGUCCAGCUCAGUUUCCUAUGAUCAAGGUGUCGGAGGGGAAGUACAAAGUGGGAGACUCCAGUGCACUGAUCUUCAUUAGGGUCCUUCGUACUCAUGUGAUGGUGCGUGUUGGAGGGGGCUGGGACACAUUAGAGCACUAUUUGGACAAGCAUGACCCGUGUCGCUGUGCUGCCUUUGCCCAUCGCUACCACCAGGCUAAAGCCAGUGGUCAGGGGACCCACAGCAAGUCCUCGAGUGCCCACUCCUCGCGCUCCACCAGCCCAGGUCCGCACUGGCGAAAUGAUGGCAUUGCACCUUACAAGCCCUCAGACAGGCGCUCCACCGAGGCCCCCUCUGCUCCUUGUGCCUCUUCCUCCUCCACACGAUCAGGACGAUCUCAGAACGCUUUUGUCCAUACGGAGCUCGACUCGUGCGCAGCUCGGAAUCUGCUUCCACGGCCGCCACGGGACCGCUCCGAGCCCCGCCACUUUAAUCCUCUCAGGUCUAAGGAGGCGAUGUUGCCAGUAACAAGACGUAUGUCUGGAGACAGUGACUCCUCUACAGCAUCAUCUAAAGGAGGAGGAGGAGGAGGAGGAGGAGGAGGAGGGGGGCGGUUGACUCUUGGUGGCGCCUCACGCCGCACUGGUGAAGAGGUAAUCCUGCUUGUCAAUCGUAAAGAGGGGAAGCAUGUGAUUGAGAGGUCUGGGGCAGGAAAUCAGACCCCAUCCCUGCGUCCAUCACUGCCCCGUGCUCGCAGUCAAUCUCGGGAACGUGCUGCACUCGCUCCAAUACUCAAACCCAACCCACCGCAGGGAUCCUCUGAUGGAACACGGACGUCUCGCACAGAGAGGGGUCGUUCCCUCGGAAACGAGGGUCCAAGAAGGCUCCAUGCUCCACGCUCCCACAGCCAGAGUAAGGUACCAAGCCGCACUCGGUCCAGCGAUGCCGGCCCGAAUCCCGCUCCGUGUUACAGAGAGCCUCAGCCCCCACCUUCAGACAGACGAGAGGAGCUGCGGGCCAGACAAAUGCCCCCUUCCUCUCCCAGAGUCGUUGGUGGCUUCACCAAGAGGCAGUCGUCCUCAUGCUCUAACUCACCUAUCAAAGGGGUCCAGAGCAACAACAGUAGCUCUAUCAAGAAGACUAUAACUACUCCCAGACCUCCUGCCCCUCGCUCACCCUCUAUAGGAAAAGGCAGACUACUGCCACCAGUCACCUCAGGAGGUCGACGGUCACCACACUCAUCUCCCCGCAACUCUCACCAUCAUUCUGCUCGCUCCCCUCGGGUGUCACAGGGCCCUCGCUCUGCUGGGCGUGGCCACUAUAGAAACUGUCCUGGCCUGGAGCGCCAGGAGCCUGAGGAGGAAGGACUAAGCUUCGGCUUCCAGAUGCUUCCAGUGCUCGACCCCAAGAGGGAGCAAGACCUGUAUCUCAGCUUUGAGGCCGAGUUUCUGGCCAAUACACAGCAGGCUGUAGGAGUGUCUAGUAAAGUUCCAGCAGGAGCGACCCUGCAGGGAGCUGGGACACAUUCAGUGCCAACACUUACGGAUCCUAAUGUCACUGACUCUGCCUAUUCCUCUUCUAACUCCUCCACCUCCUCCCUGAAUGUGGGAGCAAAGUUAGGAACUUUGCCUGACCUUAGGGAAUCCAAGAGAACAAAUCCCCGUCAUUUCCCAAUGGAGGACCCCUUAAAUUUACUUUAUGGACACAAUUUUGGAGGACAACACAACUUUGGUCAAGGAGAGUCUGAACACUGGGGGGAGCGUGGAGGGGGUCUCAAGAAGCUCCCGGCCAUCUCUAGCUCCACAGAGGAGAGGGAACUCCCAUCUUCCCUGCCCGGCAUUGGAGACACAGAGUCAGACAGUUUCAUGAAUCAGGUCCCCUCACAACCUGCUUUGCACUGUAGGAAUAUGAAUGGAGACCAUGCAGGUGGUCCUCCGACAGGGGUGUUGACAGGUCAGCAGGUGCAGCUUGGCUGGGGCACAGGGCCUGAAGGAGAUGUUCCUCUUGAGAAUCACAAGCCAAACUUUUCUUACAACCUGGAAAAUGGUGAAGGGAGUGAUGACCUCCCACCCCCAGAGGCUUGUCCGUCACCCGUGCCUCUUCCACCAUCUGAAGACUGCUCCUUCCAGGACUCCUCGAGUGAAAACUCCUCCAUGUGCUUUAGUUUGAGCGAAUCCCGCUCUGAGUCCCCCCCACCAACUUCACCCCUGGCCAACGGGGACACUGAAGGAGGAGGGCUGCUGACUAAAAAAGGGCAGAAGAAGGCAGACAGGGCAGCCCCUGCCUCAAAGCACAAAUUGAAAGCCAGAAUGAGGCCUCGCACUGACAACAGGCCGGAAAACAGCCCCUCGCGUAUCCCCACCCCGGUCAGCUACAGGGAUCUGCAGGCUCACAACCCUCUUUCGCCCUGCCACACCCCACCACUGUCCCCUCAGAGCUCCCGUUCUACCGGUCAUCCAGCCACAUGCAAGAGCCUGCACCAGGCCUUUGCGGACAUGAUCCAUCCUCAGCCACGUUCCCCAGCCAUGGGCAACAAAGAUUGCGCCUUCCCUGGACAGUCAGGAAGCCUGGAUAAUGAAGCUUGGAUGUAGCACAAAAUAUGACAUGGGAGGUUGUUGUGAUGAAUUUUGACUACUGUGUAAAAAAGCAGACUAAGACUGGGCUUUAGACUGUUCAUUGCAUGUCAAACAUUCUCUUUUCACUUAGUUUCUCCCCCGGAUAACUGCAGGGGGUUCACGUUGCUUUUAUUUUGCACUCAAGCCAAAUUAUUUAUUACCAAAGGAACGGUCUUUAAUAGUUUUACUGUUGUUUUAAUGUAUCCAAUGGGGAUGCUUUUGCCAAUCAGAGGGUAUGUUUCUUUGUGGAAAACAUGGUUUAUACCUAAGGUUAGAGAGAGAGCGAGAGAAGGAGAGAGCAUAUGUUCUGCCAUGUGCCCUGCUGAGGGGCAUGGUAAAGUGCCAGAGAUUUAAAGCUGCAACUGUAGAAACAAUGUAAACACUAAACCUUUAGUCAGAUUGAGUAGCUCCCUCUCGUGGUUUGCCACAGCAUCUCUGCUUGCCUUCAUAGUGCUGAUAUUUUGACUGUGAUCAUUUCAGUCUGUAUACUCAUUAGUGGUCUUCAUUAAUGGCUCAACAUACUCACAUCUACAAUACACCUAUAGGUAACAGUCAAAGGUACCCCCAUCAUUCUUGUGACUUUAUAAAUAUUGACAUGCACUACCAAUCUCUUUAAAGUCAUCUUUUCCACAAUCAGUUGAUUUAGUCGAGUUACAGUAGGUAAUAAGUUUUUAUGUGUUACAGCUUUUUAAAGAUUAUGUUUAAUGCAGUAAAAUAUUUUAACUUUUAAGUGGAUUGAGUGUAAACAUUUGAGGAGCAGGUGAAGGUUAUAACACCUUGUGUCAUUGUCACUGAAACGGAUAUGUUGAGAGUUCUUCCUCCGACCAAACUGUACCCUGGAAUUCAAUGCUGAAUAUAUACAGUAUGUGCGCAAGUCAAACGCUAAGAAGAAUGAAUGUGUAAAUAACAUGUCGGUGUGCUCACAGAGAGAUGUGGGUAUUUUGUAUAUAAAAAGGCAUUGGAUAUACAGUUUAAUGUACAUAUUCUCACUGUAUUACGUUCUGUGCUGCCUUAGCUAUGCAACGUGGGUGUUGGAAAUGCCUUGACAAUUCCCUUUGCCUUAAAAUGUAUUCACAGGUUAGUUUUUGAAUGUUUUUCCUCAAUAUCACUACGAUCUAUUGGACACUUGCCAAUGCCAUCAUUAACUCUUUAUGAUAAUAUAAAUUGGAGAGUGUGAGUGUGAAUGUGGAACAAAAGGAACAUUGCCAAUUUCACUAUAAAUUAUACUUGAUGUAGGUGCAUAAUUCAUGAUAAAAGAUAUAUAAUUUAUUGCCCUAGAAUCCUACCAGUUGUUUUGAAACAGGAGAACCCUCAUAACCUUAGCAGAUUGAUUACAAAGACAUGACACAAUGUAUGGUGACAUCUAGUGGCUAAAAAAAGACAUGUUUUGUCAUGGUGAAAAAAUUAUUGACACAGUAUCCACUCCUUGUACUGGUGCUGAUUAGAGCCAGUAGAGCCAGUAACAAUGAGAUGAUGAGGUGAAGUUUGACAGAUGAAGAAUGAUUUUGACUUGAGGGACUGCAUGAGUGCAAUAGUGCAUGAAUAAUAGAUGCUGUAACUGGAUAUCAAGGUUCUCUUGUAAGGUUUUGCACAGUUGUCAUCAGUAUGAGUGGCCAGACCCCAGCAACAGUACUUCUGUGUUUGGUAUUAAACAGGUGAGGACUGUGUAAAAAUAUAUUUGAAAGUGGAAACGUUGGAACUGUAGUAUCACUGCCCUGCAGAAAGUGUUUUACAGAUGUGAAAUAUUUCCCGUAGAAAUUGUGGAGACAAUGUCAGUGAGAAAAGAAAGAAAUUUAAAAAAAAAACUUUCGUUACAAAUGUUUUUGCAGGGCAGUGAGACAGUGAAUGUGCAUAUCUUUGUGUACAUACUGUAUGAGAAUAUGUACAGAGUUGGAGUAAAGACAGGGGUGAAAUUGGUCUAAUUUAUUUAUUUAUAAAAUCAAGUGUUAUUGGGCUCCAGUGACAUCUGUGUCGCACGUUGUAAGUGUUAAGGGUGAGGUGGGGCUUUUAAAAAAAAUGUUCUCAACAAUUUACUGCAAACAGACAAAAUCAUUUGAAAUGUUGCCAGACAAACAAAAUGUAUUUGGGCUCUUUUGCAAUAUUCGGAGAUAUGUGAUUAGCUUAAAUACUCCUUGUUGCUACAAAUAACUUAUGAUCAGUGUAUCAGUAUUGAUCCAACAUAUAGCUGGUUAUCAGUUUCGCCUGUAAAAAAACAGAUACUUACAUGUAUUCUGCUUUGAAUUUAAAGCAAAUUUACAUUUUUGUGUCAGGCCUAUUUGAAGACAUUUGCAUUUUGACCAGCUGGUUUUUCAAUUCUACCAGUUAUGUGAACUGUGACUUCAUACAAACAUGCUAUUACAUUGAUAAACCGAUCACAAAAAUUCUGAUUGAAAGAUUGUCCUUACAUUGUCUGUUCUUUGUUCUGCAAAACUUUGCAAAUGUCAUUAGACUCUCUCCCCUUCUCUGUCCCCAGUCAGUGGAAUCUGAAUGUUCAGGAUCAGACAAUUCUCUUGUUUGCUAAUGUUACUUUCACUAAAACUGUACAGAUUGCUUGACAUUUUUUCUUGAAUUUGUACUGUAUGUAUGACAGCAAUACUGCAAAAUCUCACUGUUUCUUUUUGGGGAAGUUGAAAAUGCUGUCAAGUUGUUCUUGUAAUAAAUAUUUUCCUCUGCAUUAUCAAA
Scophthalmus maximus (turbot) is the source of this 6495-nucleotide messenger RNA. It is a transcript of the gene gas2l1, whose product is annotated as growth arrest-specific 2 like 1. Gene Ontology annotation, biological process: actin crosslink formation; regulation of microtubule polymerization or depolymerization; microtubule bundle formation. Lineage: Eukaryota; Metazoa; Chordata; Actinopteri; Pleuronectiformes; Scophthalmidae. The record is from RefSeq and is a predicted model, not a curated record. Gene Ontology annotation, cellular component: stress fiber; actin filament; microtubule plus-end. Bases 472 to 3789 code for a protein of 1105 amino acids. The transcript has 5 exons. Gene Ontology annotation, molecular function: microtubule binding; actin filament binding; cytoskeletal adaptor activity.